AUGUGGUACUUCUUGUCUUUAGCUUAUUUGUUGUUUAUCAUGGAUGUUGCUCCGAGUGUCAGUCGCUAUCUAGAAGAGAAGGUUUCGAACUCAGGAGCUUUUCAGACAGAUUGGUCUGAGUUGCGGGACCUAUAUACAAGAAAAUUAUGGCAUCAACUGACAUUAAAACUUCAAAGCUGUUUCAAAAUGGCCACUUUCAAAGCACAAACAGAUCUUGUUGAAUUGAAUGAAUCUUUUCUGAACGACUUCAAAAACAAAAUCAAUCCAUUAUCUCUAGCCGAAUUGUCCGUCCACAUUAGCGAGCAGCUAGUGGCAACAGGUAAAUUGUUUUCUUCCUUUCGGCGUGGAUUUUUGUGUUCGAUAGAUCCCAUGAAGGGUAUCAAGUUUAUGGAAGAUAUCCGGGACAAGUAUGCACAGAAGUCAAAGGAGGCUAGUGUUCUGUGCAAUACCACGAUUGGCAUGAUUUACUUGGCCAGCAUGAAUGAUUUGGUGAAUGCCAGGAAGGUUAUCGAAACUACUGGUGCUCAACUGGAUCAAAUGGGCGGAGUGACCUGUGUUCACGCCAGGUUUUAUCAGCUCAGUUCACGUUAUUAUCAGGUUACUGGGCAGCAUGCCGAAUAUUAUAAAGAAGCUCUGCGAUUUUUGGGUUGUGUUAGCCUGGAUGAGCUAACACAAAAUGAGCAACGUGCUUGGGCAUUCUCCGUCGGCUUGGCCGCCAUUCUAGGGGAAAGUGUCUACAAUUUCGGUGAACUGCUUACUCACGACAUUUUGAACAGUUUGCGAGACACACCGGACUCUUGGCUGAUCGAUCUUUUGAAUGCAUUCAAUCGGGGCGACUUGCAGCAGUUGGAAGCGCUGAAAAGUCAAUGGAGUAGUCAGGCUGACCUGGUAGCCGCGGAAUCUCGACUAACGGACAAAGUGAAAUUGUUAUGUCUCUGCGAGUUGAUUUUCCGUCGACCGGCGAACAAAAGAACGUUAACUUUCUCUGAAAUCUCCGAGGCUACCCGAGUAUCGCAUGAUCAGCUGGAACAUUUUCUAAUGCGUGCUCUGUCUCUGGGCUUGAUCAAAGGACGAAUCGAUGAAGUAAAUCAGACUGUGUGUAUCACUUGGCUAAAACCCCGUGUGCUCGAUCGAGAACAGAUUGGAAGCAUGCGUGCCCGACUUACCGAGUGGUGUAACUCCGUUUCCAGUAUGAAAAAUUUGGUUGAAGUUGAUGCCAAAGCUAUCCUUGCCUAA
Echinostoma caproni is the source of this 1236-nucleotide messenger RNA. The record is from the annotation of a GenBank genome assembly. Lineage: Eukaryota; Metazoa; Platyhelminthes; Trematoda; Plagiorchiida; Echinostomatidae.